AUGCCUCCUAAAGUUGAUCCCAACGAAGUUAGAUUCAUUAACAUUAAAGUUUUCGGUGGUGAACCUGGUCCUGCAUCUACAUUGGCACCUAAACUUGGUCCUCUUGGUUUGAACGCAAAAAAAGUUGGUGAAGAUAUUAUUAAAGCUUGUAACGAUCAUAAAGGUAUUAGAGUUAUGGUUUCAUUAAAAUGCUAAAAUAGAGCUGCUGAAGUUACAAUUUUAAAUACAUCUUCUGCUUUACUUAUAAAGGAACUCGGAAAACAUGUAAGAGAUAGAAAGAAAGUUAAAAAUGGUAUAAAAAAAUAUAUUUUAUAUAAUUAUAAUAUUUAUAUUAAUAAUAGUUAAACACAACGGCGACCUUUCAUUAGAAUAAAUAAAAAAAGUUGCAAAAAUUAUGGAAGCUGAUAAUAAAUCGUUCGCAAAAACAUUCGCAGGAACAGUAAAAUCUAUUCUAGGAACUGCUUAAUCUAUUGGUGUUACAGUCAACAAAUAACAUCCCAAGAAAAUUAUUGAAGCUAUUAACAAGGGUGAAAUUAAUGUUUGAAUUUGAUUACUAUUAUUUUUUAAAAAAGAAAUAUUGGAUUUAAUGUUAUUUUAUUUUAUUGUAUUAUUUUUAUUAUAUUUCUAUUAAAAAAAAUAAUAAAAUAUAAUUAUUUAAACA
This is a messenger RNA of Ichthyophthirius multifiliis, 661 nucleotides long. RefSeq lists its product as hypothetical. The transcript is spliced from 4 exons. Lineage: Eukaryota; Ciliophora; Oligohymenophorea; Hymenostomatida. The record is from RefSeq and is a predicted model, not a curated record. Gene Ontology annotation, cellular component: cytosolic large ribosomal subunit; ribosome. Gene Ontology annotation, molecular function: large ribosomal subunit rRNA binding; structural constituent of ribosome. Gene Ontology annotation, biological process: translation.